This is a messenger RNA of Tachyglossus aculeatus (Australian echidna), 693 nucleotides long. It is a transcript of the gene STMND1, whose product is annotated as stathmin domain containing 1. The record is from RefSeq and is a predicted model, not a curated record. NCBI's taxonomy places the organism in Eukaryota, Metazoa, Chordata, Mammalia, Monotremata, Tachyglossidae. The transcript has 5 exons.
AUGACUAAAGAAAUGACUAGGUACAGUUCCAUGAUGAAAAGAAGAAUUGGCCAGAGAUAGAUUUUCACAUUUUCACCUCUGACUAGACUGUUUGUACCCUCCAAUCCGGCAAUUGGCAGAUUAAUCGCGAAGCCACAGCCCCUGCAGAGAUGGGAGAGGCAGACCUCAUCAGACAUCCUGGAGGAACUCAUUGUUCAAGGAAUAAUCCAGGGUCAGAGUCAAACAUUCCGAAACAGAGGAGCCGAAGACACCAUGGGAAAUAACAUGGAGGAGCCACCCCAGAAGCCCCCAGCCAAACUAAAGAAACUCAAGGCCAAGAAACAAGGCCACAGCUCUGCAGUCAGUGACCUGGAGAAGGAAGGGAAGGGUACCAAAGAGAAGUGGAAGGUAACACGGGGAAUUCCAUUCUCCUGUCACUUACAGACCCAAGAAGAAGGGUCAAAGAGAAGACUGCAGAGGGACAGACUUUGGACACCCAUUGACCUUUGGGCCCCCACUGGCUUGGGUAAGCCGGAUUCUCCAGUCACAGACGGGCGCCAAGCUUUAAAUUCUCAGAAUGUCCCGGAAGAAGACAAUCGUUUGCAUGGCGGGGAAUAUGCAUUUGAAAGUAAUGAGAUGAAUUGUGGGGCUGAGGGGCUUCGAGUUCUGGAAUCAGACGUAUCCUUCAACUGCUCAAAUGACACAUCCUUCUGA